Molecule: messenger RNA, 6172 nt
Organism: Amaranthus tricolor (Joseph's coat)
Lineage: Eukaryota; Viridiplantae; Streptophyta; Magnoliopsida; Caryophyllales; Amaranthaceae
Exons: 11
Coding region: 3250-4221 (323 amino acids)
Source: RefSeq, a predicted model, not a curated record
UUUAAAAAAUUAUUAUUUAAUUUGUAAUUUUUGUUAAUUAUUAUACUAAUUUUUCCUUUGAAUAUUAAUGAUUGUAUGGUUGCAUGUUCACAUAUAUUAUUUUUACAGAUAAUUUAUUAAUAAGUUUUUUUUCCUGAAUUUAUUGCUAUGAAUUUUGUGGGUGUAUAUGAAUUUUUAUGUUUUUUUUCCAAUUACUUUUUAUUUAUAUAGGUUUAAUUAUUUAGUUUUAAAAAUUUUUAUAAUGAAUUACUGAUAUUUUUGCUUUAGGGUUCAUUUAUUUGAUCCUUUCUACAGUACGUUUUCUUGAUUUGAUGGGUUUUGGAUCUUGUUUUAUCUGACAGUUCAUCUAUUUUUAUGGAGCAAAUUUUUGUACAAUGAAUUUAGGGCUUCUUGAUACUAAAUAGAAUGUUAUGCUCAUCUUUCUUCUUUCAUACAUAUUCUGAGAUUAAUUUAUUGUAUUCUUUUAAAAAAACAAAAUUAAAUAACAAGGAGUAAUUAAUUACAAUCGUUAGAACUGAUAUAUUAGUUCAUAUAUAGUGUUUGUUUCUUUAGUUGGCUUAAUUUAUGUUGAAAUCUCGAUCCCAAAUUGAAAUGAAGACUCUCACAUUGAUGUUAUCGUUAAAGCAUACAACAAUAAUCAAUCUAAAUAUGUAGAAUUAUUGAGAGAUUGUUGGAGACAAUGAUUAUAGGAGUACUUUAAUAAUAUAAAUCAUUCAUGUGAUAUUACAAAUGGAUUUUCCAUUGGUGAAAAUAAUUAAUUAAGUAAUAAAACAUUUUUGUUGUUGGAAAUUGUAAUUAGUUAAUCCAAUCAAAAUUUUUUUAGGGGUUUUGGACUUUGCACUUUCUACUUUAUUUUGAUAAUGGUUAUCAAUGUAUUUGCACAACACUAUGACCCUAUCUUAGCUUCUACUAGAUCAAAUUUCGUCUAAAGUUCAAGAAAUGAUAAAUUAAUGUUUACAAAUUCUUAAAUGAUCAAUUAUAAUUUAAAAGUCACACUUUUUAUAGUCGAAGUGUGAUCACUUGUAUCUUAAAGUGAUCAAUUAAAAAUGGGCAGAUUGUGAGAUAGUUUCAUGCAAGACGAGCUGAUUAAUAUUUCUUGUUUCUCGUUUAGUUUUUUAGUAUUGAACCAAAUUUUGUUAUGUGUAACAUUGCACAUGAUAAUCUUCCUUUUAUUUGUUAAUUUUGGUUGCUGAACACAUGAAGUCAAAAUUGUUAGACUGCCAUUUACAACUAGCUAGGAGGAUGGAAGGGAUAACAAUGCUAAAGCCUCAUUAAUAUGAAUCGAUAGAUCAUUUUUUAUGAUCGCUAAUUGAAUUCUCCUCCUUCAUUUGUUUUGAUUUCUGUCAUCUCAAGCUAUAAAUCUAAAUAAUUCGUGUGCCCUUUUCCGCUUCUGCCUUCUAGAUCAUUUUCGGUCUUUGUGGCUUUCUUUUUCGAUCCCUAAAUUUCCACUUUCCAUCUUCCUAAUGUGCAUAUCUUGCACAUACAAGAUCAAAUUUCGUUGAGUGUUUAAAUCUAGGAACGUAUCUUUGUGGGUCGUGUAUCUUUAUUGUUGUUUUGAGUAAUGUAGGUUUCAAUCAGUGUGGAUUUCAAGAGUAUGGUACAAAUAAGUUUCCACUUGCUUUCAUUGGGUGAAAAGAAGUGGAUUGCAUAAAAUUAUAGCAUCAAUUCGGACCCUUAAGCAGAUUUUUGUUUUCGUAAAUAAUUAGUUUUCGUACAGUCGACUUUUGAAUAGUUGGAUCUUACAUUGAACGAGGCUUUCGAUUUCAUCCAUUCUCAUGAUGGUUACUUUCUCUUUGUCGCAGGUUUUGAUAUUGAUAUACUCUUUAAAUAUCCAUCCCAAGAUUGUUUGACGAUGAGAGAGAGCACGCUUGUCGACUUUCAUCAACUAAGUGACUGAGUACAUGCGUGCUCUCUGUCAUUGUCAUAUAAUCUAAUGUUGGAAGCACCCGUUUUUAUUUUUCUUUUCCUCGUGCUUGGACAGCGUAUCAAUAUAGCAGAAUACAAACUUGCUCGAUCAGGAUUUUGAUUUUAAAUUGGCUGCUGUUUGGUGUUUUUGUUUCAAUAAGCUUGUCAUCAUCUUCAACCCAACAUGGUCAGGUGGGAGAAGAUGACAGACAAUCCAUACCCGUACUUCUAGGUGAAUGUGGUCGAUUUUACCCCCAAAGGUAAGAGCCUCGUGUAAAGAGGAAUUUGAGGGACAUCGUUGCCUCAAGAUUAGAACUAUUUGCCCGUCAUUGUUAAAUUUGAUCAAGUAUUAUUGUUGUAGGGUUCUAUGAAUACAACCAUUAAGAGACUUGGUUUGUGCUGCCUGUGGAUUUGUUUGAUGCUUCCUCAAUUUUUUUUUUGCCUUUGAACUAUCUUUGUGUUAUCUGUGUCUACUCCCCAUACAACAUACUACGCAGAAUUUUUCUUAUGAUUCAUGGUAAGUGUAAGAGUUCGAUAGAUAUCAUAACAAUAGGUUGGGCCGGAUUGUUAAAAUUUUUCCGCUGGUAUUAGUUUCACGCAAGGAUUAGUACAUGUUUAUAAAGGAUAAUAGGUAGUUCGUUGGUAUUCAAUAUUUUUGUCACUAUUUAUUCGUCACACCUACUUGGUUUUACUAGUCCCGAAUUGCAUUAAUAAACCCUAGGCGUCUAGCACAGCUGCGUUUCUUAGUUUGUUAGGCUUGAACUUUUUAUAUCAUCAAUUGAGCUUCUGUUUGCCCUCAUUAAUUGUACCUUAAUGGAGUAUAGUAAAAUGUCUGUACUUACUAAUGAUGUUUAAUUUCUUAUUAAGGGUUAAUUGGAUACCAUCUAUCUCAAGGGUAAGGUUGCAUAUAUCUGAUCACACGUUGGAGCCACAUUAGGGUUACGGAAUAUUUUAGUGCUUGUAUGUUAAAUGUUUUUAGGAUUUCAGGUUGCACCGUAUAAAUGUUAUUGUGGAGGUUUGUUUGGCUUAUGAUUGAUGCCUUCAUACAUGUCAGGCUGCAAAAUUAGAGUUCAUUCUUGUCCAAAGCUCAAUUAUUGUGUCUAACAUUCAUGUGGGUAUGUUACAUUUUAGUUGUUUGUACAUCUCAGUUCGAAUUGUUGACUGCUCCUAUUCUUUUUUGUUUUGGGAAAAUUGGCUGCAUAUGUGUGUUUACCGGUGUAUGUCAUUUUGUGUACAGACGACCACCUCAGAUCGUGGUGUUGGCGUGGUUCAGAGUCGUAGACAAAGAUUGAUCUCAGAUUCUCACCACAGGGCGUGCUGAACAUUUUUCUAAGAACACAAUCCAUGAAGUGUCAGGGGCGAUGUAAACCUAUUGGAACGGAGGCACUGCCUAAAGGCAUUAUUUCGAGCACAUCUGACUUGGAAAUGCGACCAUUAUGGGGCACUCCAGUGAAGAAGAAAUCAGAUAAGAACUUAUUGGCUAUGGCUGUCGGUUUGAAGCAUGAAGAACGCGUUGAUAAAAUCGUGAGGAAGUUUAUGGGAUACAAUUUUGUCGUCAUGCUUUUUCAUUACGAUGGAAAUGUGGAUGACUGGAGUGACUUUAAGUGGAGCACUCGAGUUUUACAUGUCGUUGCUGCCCAUCAAACUAAAUGGUGGUUUGCAAAGCGUUUCUUACAUCCUGAUAUUGUUUCACAAUACUCGUACAUUUUCCUUUGGGACGAAGACCUAGGAGUUGAAAACUUCAAUGUUCAACGGUACUUAUCUGUCAUUAAGAAAGAAGGACUACAGAUAUCACAACCUGCCCUUGAUCAGGAAAAAUCAGAGGGCCAUCGCGUACUUGUGCACAGGAGAAUCGACAAGGUCCUUCCUGGGGGAAGAAAGUGCAACGAAAAUAGCACAGAACCUCCUUGUACUGGGUGGGUGGAGAUGAUGGCUCCGGCUUUCUCAAGAGCAGCAUGGCGCUGUGCGUGGUAUAUGAUCCAGAGCGACUUGGUUCAUGAAUGGGGAGCGGAAUUCCAGCUUGGUUACUGUGCUCAGGGUGAUAGAACUAAAUACAUUGGCAUUGUUGAUUCCGAUUAUGUAGUGCACUAUGGCCAUCCUACUCUGGAGGGUACUGCACAGAACGAGGUAACAUUUACGACAAUAUUUUGUUUUCUACAUCACAAAAGGACCCUUCAAUGGUUCACAUUUGCCAUUACUUUUGAUGAUAAUUCAUGCAGACUGAUGCUAAGGCCUCUAGUCUUGAAGCCCCUAAAAAUAGGGGUGAAAGUUUGGUUUUGGUUUGGAUUCGAUACAAAUCCAAAUCAAACCGAAUAAAAUUCGGUUUUGAUAUUUUCAAUCCAAAUUCAAAUUAUAAUAUUUAUAAUCCAAAUUGUACCGAACCGAUUUUUAAAAUACCAAUCCAAAUUGAACCGAAUAGAUCGAAUUGCACCGAUUUGUAUAUUUUGCACCGAAAAUCAAAUUCGCAUGUAUUAUUUCAAACUUAUUCUUUCUAAAGCUCCUAAAUAAAUAUUAAUAAUUUUAGGGUUUUUAAUUUGAACAAAAAACUUUUAACAAAAUUCUAAAAAUAAGGGCAAAAAUUUAAACAAACAAAUGGAUGAUAUAAAAUGCCUUUAAAAUUUCGGUUUUUUCAAUUUUCUUGGACCCUAGACCGAGUCCAAACCGAACAUCGAAUUAGAAUUAAAAUUCAGUCCAAACCAAACCAAAUUUAAAAUAUAGUCAAACCAAAUUACUUAUUCGAUUUGGUUUGGUUCGGUGUUCGGUUUUUCACCAAAUUACUUACACUCCUAGCUGAAAACGCUGCAUCAGUGGAUUCAUUGGUGCUAACUGCUCGUUGAUGCAAGAAACGCGGUAAGUCCUAAAACACACUUUGAACUUCUUUUUUCUCAAUAUCGUUCAAAUAGCAUUGUUAAUCCUUUGGGCUAAAAAUGUGGGGUUGCAGCACAUACGCUCUUCAUGUCGAUGAGAUUUGAAUUCAUGGUUUUCCAUUACGUUGGCUCUGAUACCAUGUCAAAGAACUAACACAAUGAAGAGAAUAAGCUGAUGGUUAAAACCCCAAUAUUUGCAUAUGUACUUUCAAUGAAAUGUGAAGGAUCCCGAGUUGGAUCUUCAAGCAUAGUUUUUCCUUCUAAAUCGACUUAUUUCCUAUUCAAGGUGAUCAUUUUGGAUGGUGGACAUAGCUAGUAAAAAAUGUGAAAUAAAAAGCUUUUUAUAAUAAAAAAUUCCAAAACUAAAUGCAAAAACAAAAUAUUUUCUAAAAUAAACAUCCUUCAACCGAACUUGAAGUACGGCAUUGCCCGCUGCUAGUAACAACAGACGAUUACUGAACUGAGUCCAAGUCUGCUCGACAAUCGCCUCCUAUUAGUAACAACGGUCGAUUGUUGAUCAAUUCAGUUUUCGCCCGCUGUUAGUAACAUCUGGCAAAGCCAUACCUUAGAUUCGGGUGAAAGACGCUUAUCUCAGAAAUUAUUUUGUUCCAAUGCUUAUUUUCAGAAUUUUUUUCAAUAAAAGCUUAAUUUUUUUCAUUCUUUCAAAAAAUUUUAUGCCAUGACAAUAGUUCGUUAUGAAAGUGGGAUCGGAAUCUAGAAGUUCUUUUCUGUGAUUAAUUUGUAAUGUAGAUCAUUCGUCUGUAGGUGCGUACACAGUCGCAAACAGAUCUAGAGCGAUUCAAGAAUACAUGGAAGAAAGCUGCAAAACACGAUAAGUCCUGGACCGAUCCAUUCAGCAACCUAUGAAGCAGAAUACCUGAUAAUUUUCGUGCCCUUGAUCGUGAUUGAAUUCUUCGUAAAUUUAAUGAUAUGAAGAUCACAAGCAUCAAUUUGCCAGAUAAAAUUUAAGCUACUGCUGGGAAAUUUUGCUUGAACAGAAUUAGUAUAUGGAGGAAUGUGUUUAGUCAUGCACAAAUACCUUGGGAUGAAUCCAACUUUUAUUUAUACAUUUACUGGUAAUUUUUGAUCCCAUUAGCUCUAAGAAGUGUAGCACAAAAAUUUUACUGCAUAAAUGCUAAUCAAAAUACUAUGCAAUAUGCAUAAGAUGCACUUAUUUAGUGCACCAAUAAAACUGAACUCUUAUUGAAAGGAUGGAAGUAAAAGUUCGCACGAUUUCCAAUACAAAUAUGAUAUCGAUUGUCACGAAGGAUGCCAAAUGAUGUAUAGACUAUAGUUGGCUGUUUAAAUUUGAUCUGUCUUCAUUUGUUUAUAAAUCAUCUAAUGAUCUUUUAGAUCGACUCUGUAGUUUGUUGAGUUGGCCCGCUUAUAUAUAUAUAUAU